AUGCAAAAAUCCACAGUCGACGGAGAGGACCGAUUAGCAGUUUUUGGUUAUGGAUCACUUAUAUGGAAACCAAAUUUCAUGUACCGAAGACGUUCAGUGGGUUUUAUCAAAGGUUAUGUAAGACGAUUUUAUCAGGGCAACGUGACACAUCGCGGGACACGUGAAAAGCCUGGUCGUGUAGCCACAAUUAUUCCCACGGAUGAAGCGGAAUCUCGUGUUUGGGGAUGUGCUUAUGAAAUCGUCGGUCAGGAGGAAGUUAAGGCUGCACUAGAGCAUCUCAACGAACGAGAGGUGAUCAACGGCGGCUAUGACUUUGUUGAGACGGACUUUCACCCAAUCCGACCGGAACCCGGUAUGCUGACAAAAUUUAAAGCCUGGGUUUGUGUUCAUAUCAGCGAUACGGAGUUGUGUGAUUCCACCCUCCUCCGGGGAUCAAGCCAAGCUGACAUUCCCUGCGACCUUUAUUUGGGAGAAGCUCCGCUGGAGGUUCAGGCCUCACAAAUAGCAUCCGCUCGUGGUACUUGUGGUUCGAAUAGUGAUUACGUUUUCCGGAUCGCCUCAUUUAUGCGCAAUGAAGUCCCAAUCGAACAAUCCUCCACCGAUGAUCCCUACAUUUUUGUCCUCGAAAGACUCAUUCUCAACAGAAUGAUGCGGGAUGGUCACUAUUCCACUGGAGGAGAACUCGAUGAUUCGAAGCGUAUAUCCAACUUCCGACCACUUUAUACCACAAAGCCGUGUACUUUGGAUGAAGCUCUUUUUAAUAAUGACAUACAGAGCAAACACUACAAUCAUUCAUACUUAAUCCAGGAUUGA
Molecule: messenger RNA, 813 nt
Organism: Echinostoma caproni
Lineage: Eukaryota; Metazoa; Platyhelminthes; Trematoda; Plagiorchiida; Echinostomatidae
Source: the annotation of a GenBank genome assembly